CUUCAAGGCAAAGUUUUCUGUCAUCUGAAGGUGUUGUCUUUUUACUCCACCUGUAUUCUCAGUUAAUACAUCAUUGGCAGUUUGCACAUGCAAUUGGCGAGAUCCUAUUUACUUAGUCCAAGAUUUUCCGCAGCAGUUUCUUCCACACCUUUGUUUGACACACCUACUUUGGAGGCUGAUUCUUCCUGUGCUCCUUUUAAUAAAUGGGAGCGUUGUGGCAUCUCCUCAUUUGAUCUCACUCGCACUGAAGGACAAGAAGGCCACCGGUCUCAAUAUCACCUCAAGCCAAAGACAUGUCUCCUGUAAGGUCGCUGAGGUGCCUCCCUCUCAUCCUCAUGGGUAUGUUCCUUUUUUUCCUAGUCUGGGACUCCGCUUCUAACAGGCAGGCGGUGUCUGAUCACAGGAUACCAGAGCAGCUCUCUGUUGACUUGCCUGGCUGCUCGGCCAUCAUCAGUGGGGACACGGAGGGCAUGAGCGGGGAAUUAGAAGUGCUGCUGUCCUCCAGGACAAGAAAGGCCAUUCUAUCUGAGGACUCCUACCUCAAUGUGACCAAAGACUGUGCGGCUUAUGUGGAAAACAGAGGUUUCUUUACGGUUCCUCUCAGUGAAGAGGAGAUAGACUUCCCCAUCGCCUACUCCAUGGUGAUCCACGAGAAGAUCGAGAUGUUCGAGCGGCUCCUGCGAGCCAUCUACACCCCUCAGAACAUCUACUGUGUGCACGUGGACCAGAAGGCCUCAAAAGAAUUUCAGGCGUCCGUGGGGGCAAUUGUCUCCUGCUUUCCUAAUGUGUUUGUGGCCAGUAAAUUAGAAACAGUCAUAUACGCGUCAUGGUCCCGGGUGCAGGCUGAUCUAAACUGCAUGGAAGACCUGCUGAGAUCGCCUGUCCGGUGGAAGUACCUGCUGAACACCUGCGGGACCGACUUCCCCAUCAAAACCAACAGGGAGAUGGUCCAGACGCUGAAAACCCUGAACGGGAGGAACAGCCUGGAGACCGAAGUCACCAGCGACUACAAGAAGAACCGCUGGCUGUACCACCACAACGUCACCAGCAGCGUCAUCGGGACAAACGUGAGAAAGAGCCCCCCACCCAUCAGCAGCCCCAUGUUCUCAGGUAGCGCCUACUUUGUGGUCUCGAGGGCCUUUGUGGAACACGUGAUGCGGGACGGAGAGGUCCAGAAGUUUCUGGAGUGGGAGAAGGACACGUACAGCCCCGACGAGCACCUGUGGGCCACCCUGCAGAGGAUGCCCACUGUUCCCGGAUCAGUUCCUGCGAACAGCAAGUACGACACCACGGACAUGCACGCGCUCGCCCGUGUGGUGAACUGGGCCUAUCUGGCGGGUGACGUGAGGAAAGGGGCCCCGUACAGUCCGUGCACCGGGCAGUACAGGAGGGCGGUGUGCGUGUACGGAGCCGGGGACCUCCCGUGGGUCCUGGGCCAACAGCAGCUCUUCGCAAAUAAGUUCGAUCCGGAGGUCGAUGACGUCGCGAUAAGAUGUCUGGAGGCAGUGCUGCAUUUUAAAGCUUUAAGCCAGCAAUCACUGCUCACCAGUCAAUACUCGGGCGUUCUGCAGAGCUUCUAAUCACCUGACAUGUAAAUUAUGAUGUAUCAACGAAGGCAGCUCAUCAUACUUAAUCAUACAUAUUAUAGAAACCGCACUUAAGGGGCAAUCUAAGUUUUUUUGGGUAACAAUUUGGGUCAUUUUGUCAUUUAUUCUAGAACUCUAGGACUGUUUGACUGCCAAUUUGGUUCUUGUAUUUGGUUAUUUUAAAUCCCUCUCCAUUAAAGGACACCUAAAGUUCACAUUAGCAAACGGAUAUAGCUUGUACCAAGAGCUCUGAUCUGUUGUUUUUAGGCCUGUGAAAAGAAUCAUAGUGCACCUUUUAAUGAUUGAAAUAGUUUAGGAUGCUCUAUGCUAUCCAUCAUGUGAUGUCAUGUAAAUUAAAAAGGGUUAUUACUCCAAAAUACUCCAAUAUAUUACAUGUCAUGUAAUAUUUCAUAUAGAUGUUUUACAAGUGAACGUUGUUGUUAAUGUAUUGAUAUGGGCCUUAUGUAGCAAUCUGCAUUCUAAUAUCAGUGCCAAUUUACUGAAAUUGCUUUCUUGCAACUUAUUGUAUUUUGUGCAGUUUAUGUUGUUUUUCAACAGAUUACCAUGGAUCUUGUCAGAUUUUUAAAUAUAUUCAGUGUAUUUCAAUGUUUACUGUCAAGCUUACCCAUGGCUUUAUUUAUGAUUUCAAUGAAAUCUUUAUGUGUAGUGCCAUCUAGUGGAAAAGAUCUAUAAGGAACAAAAACUGCACAACCUAUUGUAAUGUGGUUAUGGUCUUAAUCGUGCCUUUGGUCUCUAAACACUCUUAAAUACUGCAAUAUUGUUAUCUCUGUCUUGUUACCCCACAAAUCCGGCAUUGGAUGGAAUAAACAAAAUACAAAACAAUGAUGUGGAUGAUGAUUUUACUUGGAGGAAAUGUUACAUUAAGACCUACAAUUUUUUUGUUGCAGAUUGUUGCUCUCACAGAUGUUCUCUCUCCACCAGUCAGAGGGGCACAUUCAUGUGAGGGGGCAAAAAAUAAAACUUUAUUUUCCCCAGGCAGGAUUUUAAACAGAGAACGUCAGCAGUGAACAGUGAAAAAAAGGCUGAUGUCAAAACUUGUUCUAUGAAAUGCCACUCAAAUGGUCAGAGACC
Acanthopagrus latus (yellowfin seabream) is the source of this 2678-nucleotide messenger RNA. It is a transcript of the gene gcnt3, whose product is annotated as glucosaminyl (N-acetyl) transferase 3, mucin type. The record is from RefSeq and is a predicted model, not a curated record. Gene Ontology annotation, cellular component: membrane. The coding region runs from base 294 to 1580 and encodes 428 amino acids. Gene Ontology annotation, molecular function: acetylglucosaminyltransferase activity. NCBI's taxonomy places the organism in Eukaryota, Metazoa, Chordata, Actinopteri, Spariformes, Sparidae. The transcript has a single exon.